This is a messenger RNA of Seriola dumerili (greater amberjack), 3693 nucleotides long. Its product is annotated as sodium/myo-inositol cotransporter-like. Gene Ontology annotation, cellular component: plasma membrane. Bases 477 to 2678 code for a protein of 733 amino acids. The record is from RefSeq and is a predicted model, not a curated record. Gene Ontology annotation, biological process: inositol metabolic process; myo-inositol transport; transmembrane transport. Lineage: Eukaryota; Metazoa; Chordata; Actinopteri; Carangiformes; Carangidae. Gene Ontology annotation, molecular function: D-glucose:sodium symporter activity. The transcript is spliced from 5 exons.
CGGCAGUGAACUCUCCACCUCAGAGACAAACCGGGAGAGACGCACGGCAGACAAGACAGGAGCGGUGCAGCAGGAUCCAGAUGACCCUUUUCUCAUCUCUUGUGGCGCCCUCAGUCAAAACUCAGAUACAAUGCACUGCCAUUUUGGAAGCUGCCAAGUCACAGCCUGCAUUGAUUCCCAAAACUGGGGUUAACUACAAAAGAUCGAAAAGUUGGAAGACUACUAUAAGGAACAAUUAUCUUACGCCUUCCCUUUAUGGUUGCUUUAUGUUGUAUAUAUAACAAUGUGCAGAUAAAGGUAUAUUAUUAUUUUUGUUGCCCACCUACAAAGCUGAGUAGCACUGACUGACCACUGUUUGACACCCAGGUCAAAUUUAAAGACGUAAUUAAGGGUGAAGAUUGCGCAUCAGGAAAAAACAGUUCAAAUAGCUCAGAAGUUAACAGAGUUUUGUUUAACAGCCACAAAAGUGUUCAAACAUGGCCAGGGCUACUACUCUGGAAGUGGCAGACAUCAUUGUUGUAGCAAUCUACUUCAUCCUGGUGCUAGCGAUUGGCUUUCUGGCCAUGUGGAAAGCCAAUCGGAGCACAGUGAGCGGCUACUUCCUCGCAGGUCGCUCCAUGAAUUGGGCGGCCAUAGGAGCCUCUCUAUUUGUCAGCAACAUAGGAAGUGAGCAUUUUAUUGGGCUUGCUGGAUCUGGUGCAGCUAGUGGGUUCAGCGUGGCUGCAUGGGAAUUCAACGCCCUAUUGUUACUCCAGUUGUUAGGCUGGAUGUUUAUCCCUGUCUAUAUUCUGUCUGGAGUUUACACCAUGCCAGAGUAUCUGUCCAGACGGUACGGAGGGAGGCGACUGAAGGUGUAUUUCGCCGCAUUAUCUCUGAUCCUCUACAUCUUCACCAAGUUGUCCGUGGACCUCUAUGCAGGGGCCUUGUUUAUCAAGGAAUCUUUAGGGUGGAACCUCUAUUUGUCAAUCAUCCUGCUCAUCACCAUGACUGCUUUGCUGACAGUCACCGGAGGUCUGGUUGCCGUCAUCUACACCGAUACAGUCCAAGCAUUCCUGAUGAUCGCUGGAGCGCUCUGUCUUACCAUCAUCAGCCUCUUCAAAGUGGGAGGACUUGAAGGCAUGAUGAUCAAGUACAUGCAGGCCACUCCAAACAUCACUGCCAUUUCGCAGUCUUUUCCCAACCUGACGGACCCUGAAUCCUGCCACCUCCACCUCAACCCGAAGCCAGAUGCGCUGAAGAUCCUACGAGGCCCAAGGGAUCCAGACCUGCCCUGGCCUGGUUUUCUGCUGGGCCAGACUCCUGCUUCUAUUUGGUACUGGUGUACUGAUCAAGUGAUUGUCCAGCGAGUUCUGGCAGCCAAGAACAUCGCCCACGCCAAAGGUUCUACCCUCAUGGCUGGCUUCCUGAAAAUCCUCCCUAUGUUUAUCAUUGUCAUCCCAGGGAUGAUUUCCAGGAUCCUCUUUGCCGAUGAGUUGGCGUGUAUCAGUCCAGAGCACUGCAUGGAAGUGUGCGAGUCCGCGGCUGGCUGUAGCAACGUGGCCUACCCGCGGCUCGUCAUGUCCGUGAUGCCUGUUGGUCUCCGCGGCCUGAUGAUGGCGGUCAUGAUCGCAGCUCUAAUGAGCGACUUGGACUCCAUUUUCAACUCAGCGAGCACCAUAUUCACGCUGGACAUUUACAAGAUGCUACGGAAGCGGGUGUCACCCAGAGAGCUGGUGAUAGUCGGCAGACUGUUUGUGGUUUUUAUGGUGAUCAUCAGCAUUGCCUGGGUGCCAGUAAUCAUUGAGAUGCAGGGAGGCCAGAUGUUCUAUUACAUCCAAGAAGUAUCAGAUUAUCUGACGCCACCCAUAGCUGCUCUCUUCUUGCUUGGUGUCCUGUGCCAUCGCUGCAAUGAGACGGGUGCCUUUUGGGGUGGGAUGGUAGGGUUUGCACUCGGAGCACUGCGACUGGUGCUGGCGUUUGUUUACCGUGAACCACACUGCGACCAGCCUGAUGAGCGGCCGUCUUUCAUCAAAGAUGUCCAUUUCAUGUAUGUGGCAGCCAUCUUGUUUUGGGUGUCAGCCUUGGUGACUGUUGUUGUGAGUCUCUGCACUCCUCCCCCGAGAAGAGAACAAAUAAGAACAACUACUCUGUGGGGGUUAAACAAGAGAAAGAGGCUAAAACAGCAAGGAAAAGCUGCAGAAGACACCAAUACUCUUAAGCCUCUUAACCAAGAAACCUUAAAUGGAAACUGUUUGCUUGGUAAAGAAAAGUCUGAAGACCAGCCAAACAAGCUCCAUGGCAUUGAGCCCAAUCAUGAAAAUGCUCAACCAAGCAAUGGUCAUGCUAUCACAGCCACUAACAUGGAAACCCAACAUCCAGUUCAGAACGGUUGCUAUGCACUGAGAACUGAUCCCAAAAUGGUAGAGGAAGGAGAAGGGCGAGGAGUGAGGGAUUGGGAGGAGGAGGAGGGCUGCUUUGGAGGACGGGAAGUGGAGGGUGGGAGGUGUUUGAAGGUUUUAGAGUGGUUCUGUGGUUUCCAUGAGAAACCAUCCAAAGCUCAGGUCAUUACAGUUCAGGAACAGGAGAAGAUUGUGGAUGAGCUUCUCUACGAACCUCCACGAGCCAGAAUCAUCCUGAACACAGGACUGGUGGUGAUUUGCUCUGUAGGGAUCUUUCUCUUUAUCUAUUUCUCCUUAUAGGCUCCAUUAAGCAGCGGAUCAUGUUUUAUCCUACAGUUUUUUUUUCUCCACUUUUCUUUUUCACAGUAUGGUGAACAGGAAUACCGCUCGUCUGCUUCAGGAGAACAUCAUUAAAUUAUAGCUCUUCUUUUUAUACUGUGGUAUUUUCCAUGUAACCUACACAACAAAAACAUCAUGUUACAUAGAUUAUUUGUUAAAAGAAAUACACAAAAACAAGAUUGGUCCCAUUGGUAACACUUUAGCAUGCCGUAGACCAACUUUACAAAAAGUGACAGUUUCCUAAAGCUGAAGGAUACUUUUGUCAUUGAAGUUACAGCAUACAGGCCUAUAACUUUAUGACUGCACAUCCAAAUCCAAAUCGUAACAAGUUACAAGUUCUCAACUAAAUUCUUAACUGAAUUUACAUUUGACUGUGACAUACAUUCUUUUGUUGUGUACAGAUACAGUAAUAUAUUCUUGAAUUUGUCCCCAUGGGGAUGUUUUCACGAUAUGAAAAUUCAUAGUGAAUGUGAAAUCUGCAGUGACUUUGCCUUAAUUUUCAUUUUACUGGAAAUGUGUAACUUAUCCUAUUAUGUUUUCUUUUUUGUCUUUUGUAUUUAAACGGGCAGUCGUUUUCAACACAUCAGAGAGUAUGAGAGAAUAUCUUGUUAUUAUCGCACAUACACAUGAAGCGUGUUGUAGGCGAUCUGCUCAUGCUCAAAGUGUUCAAAAACAAUACAACAUGUUUUGUAGACCUCAAGCGGUGUCUUCCACUCAUGUAGUUUAAAGUUUUAGAAACGUAAUUUUGAAUGAUGUUAUUAUGUUUAUUUGUAAGAAAUGAUAUUAGGCCUGAUUACAGAUGUGAAGGGGAGCGCUUUGCAUAAAUUACAACCUAUUCUAUGCAAGAGAAACUGAUCAAGUCAAGCCUGUUGUGGAUUUUCUCAGGAAUAAUCUGAGGUGCCAGUUCUAGAUUGUCUUCCUACAUUUUGACACUUCUUACACCAUCUGUUUUGCACAAUAAAAAUAAGGAUGGAAC